Messenger RNA from Colletotrichum godetiae, 1373 nucleotides. Its product is annotated as mitochondrial carrier domain-containing protein. NCBI's taxonomy places the organism in Eukaryota, Fungi, Ascomycota, Sordariomycetes, Glomerellales, Glomerellaceae. Gene Ontology annotation, molecular function: O-acyl-L-carnitine transmembrane transporter activity. The record is from RefSeq and is a predicted model, not a curated record. Gene Ontology annotation, biological process: mitochondrial transport; carnitine transmembrane transport. Bases 89 to 1123 code for a protein of 344 amino acids. The transcript is spliced from 2 exons. Gene Ontology annotation, cellular component: mitochondrial envelope.
UUUCUCUCCUCUCCUCUCCUCUCCUCUCCUCUCCUCUUCCCCUCCCCUCCUCCAAUCCCUCUAAUCAACCAGAGAUCCCACCCUCAAAAUGGCACCCUCCCCAACAGAAGCAACCAAAUCCCUAAACCAAACCCUCCAAACCAACCUCCCCACCCCCGUCGCCGACGCCCUCCCCCGCCUCCCCGAAUCCAAAGACGAACUCAAAGCAGACACAAAAGCAGCCGCCUCGGGUCUCGCAACCCAACUCCGCUCCCUCGCGGCAGGCGGCUUCGGCGGCGUCUGCGCCGUCGUCGUAGGCCACCCCUUUGACCUCGUAAAGGUCCGUCUCCAGACCGCCGACAAGGGCGUCUACUCCUCCGCCAUUGACGUCGUCCGCAAGAGCGUCGCGCGCGAUGGGUUGAGGAGAGGUCUGUAUGCCGGUGUGAGCGCGCCGCUUGUGGGUGUCACGCCAAUGUUCGCCGUCUCCUUCUGGGCCUACGACGUAGGCAAAACCCUCGUCCGCAGCACCUCCGCCACCCCCGACGCCCCCCUCACCAUAGCCCAAGUCUCCGCCGCAGGCUUCUUCUCCGCCAUCCCCAUGACCGCCAUAACCGCCCCCUUUGAGCGCGUAAAAGUAAUCCUCCAAGUCCAAUCCCAGCGCCUGCAACCAGGCGAAUCUCCCAAAUACAAGGGCGGCACAGACGUCGUCCGCCAACUCUACGCCGAAGGCGGCCUCCGCUCCGUCUUCCGCGGUUCCGUCGCGACCUUGGCCCGCGACGGCCCCGGCAGCGCGGCGUAUUUCGCCGCCUACGAGUAUAUCAAGCGCAGACUUACGCCCAAGGAUCCCGUUACGGGUAAGCCGUCUGGAGAGCUGAGUUUGCUCGCCGUCACGGCUGCCGGCGCGGCGGCGGGCGUGGCGAUGUGGAUCCCUGUGUUCCCUGUCGAUACGGUGAAGUCGAGGCUGCAGACGGCCGAGGGCAAUGUUACCCUCGGCGGGGUGGUGCGCGAGGUGUACGGGCGGGGAGGCGUCAAGGCCUUCUUCCCUGGUUUCGGACCGGCGCUGGCGAGAGCUGUGCCUGCGAACGCGGCUACGUUCCUUGGUGUUGAGUUGGCGCACCAGGCUAUGAACAAGGCUUUCAACUAGAGCGUGAUGGAUAGGAAUUCGGGGGGUAGACGGUGUGUUGGCAUAGUGCGAUGUUGAGGAGAGUAAGGAGGAGAAUGGUGUGUGGUUACAAUACGAAGAGGAGUAUACGGGGCGUUUGUAGAUGGAGGCACUUGUCAUAAUCUCUUACACCAAACAUUCUCGAGAUAUUUUCCCCUUGUGUCAUGCUAAAAAAAGACUAGAAGCAAAUCAUUCAAUUGUUCACUCAUGAGAACACCUGGAUUUCGAUCAC